AUGGCGGAGCAGUGGGAUCUGGACGAGGAGGGCGUCCGCCGCCUGGGGGCGCUGACCCUGGAGCAGCCAGAACUGGUGGAGUCUCUUUCAUUGCAGGGAUCUUAUGCUGGAAAAAUCCAUUCCAUUGGUGAUGCCUUCAGAAACUUUAAAAAUCUCAGAUCCUUAGAUUUAUCAAGGAAUUUGAUCACUAGCCUGAAGGGCAUCCAGUACUUAUGUUCACUCCAAGACCUGAAUUUAUAUUAUAACAACAUUCCUUCAUUAAUGGAGGUGUCCCGCCUACAGCCUUUACCCUUCCUCAAAGAAUUAGAUUUGAGACUCAAUCCUGUUGUCAGAAAAGAUACAGAUUAUAGGCUCUUUGCGGUGUACACGCUACAAACACUGGAGAAACUGGAUGACCGAAAUGUACGGGAAAGCGAGAGAAAAGCUGCCAAGCUCCAUUUCAGUCAGUUGGGCAACAGUGAAAAUUUUCUUUUAGAAGUGGAGAAAAGCUCUAGGGAGAAGACAAUUAAAAACUGUGUGACAGAUGAGAGAUCUGUAUCAAAAAUCACGGCUGAGGUUGAAAACAGGAUUGAAAGUGACUCAAACAAAGGACUUUUUAUUCCCUUCUCCAACCGGGAAAUAAAGGAUUCCCUAAUGAGUACUUCUGCAACCCAGGGCAACAGUACACCAGAUCAGAAGUUAGAUACUUUCCCACUGGGGACACAGAUGCAGGAAGCAGCAAGAAGGGAGAUGUCAAGUGACAAUCACCAGGAAGAUGAAUUCAGAUGCUACUCACCUCAUCAGUCCAGAGUCCGAUCCCCAGAGAAGAUGGCUAGAGAAGGGUACCGGGUAUCUUUUCUGGACAAUAAGUCUUCAGGUGCUUCUCCGGAAAAGGACUUGAUGCCAAAACCUGAUACUUAUCAGAUUACUCACGAUGCCUCAUUGGGUAAACGCCUGGAUGUGGGAGACUCUAGCCAGAUCCAUCCCUAUCAGUUACCUUCAGAUGUUGGUCUGGAAAAUUAUGACAGCCAUUAUCCUCCAACUCUUUCCCUCCAUGGAAGUCUUGGUAAAAGGCCUCAGAGAAGCAAUAGCAUAAAGCCUUCAAAUGACAUGAAAGCCACCGCAUCCCAUUCCUUUGGAGACAUUCUGACUUCUCUGUCUAACCCUGACUCUAGCACCAGAAGGCUUUUGAAACUUAGUUCAGAUCUGUACGCCACAACCCAUUUCAACAGUGACCCUGCCCUGCUGGUCAGUGUAGAGCAGCAGUUAACCACCAGCCUUGGUGAUUUAACACCAGCACAUGGUUCUUUGCCACACAACUCAGUCCUGGGAAACUCUCUGCGGACACUACGGUUGCCUUCUGGGACAUCAGAAGACAGAGAGAUUCUGACCAAGGCAUCAUUAAGCCCAUCAAAGAGAGGAUUCAAACGGAAGGAUAAUAUCCUCGCUACUCUGAACCCAAAGCAUGGUUUUAGAGAUACUACAGGCAGCGAGCCUCUCUCUAGUAACCUGGGUAGUUUGCAUGGUUUGCCAGGAAACCACAGUCCCCCGAUCUCUGCCAGAACCUCCCAUGUGGCCACUGUCCUCCGACAGCUCCUGGAGCUUGUGGAUAAACACUGGACCGGCUCUGGCUCCCUCCUUCUCAACAAGAAGUUCCUCGGUCCUGCCCGAGACUUGCUCCUGAGCUUGGUGGUCCCCGCUCCUUCUCAGCAGUGGUGUCGCUCACACCCUGAAGACACUUCGAAAACCUUCCACAAGCGGGAGAUGGAACUGAAGGAGGCUGGGCAGCUGGUCCCUGAUGACAUGGAAAGUUUGAAGCAAAAACUGGUCAGGGUGCUGGAAGAAAACCUCGUUUUGUCAGAAAAAAUUCAGCAGUUGGAGGAAGGUGCUGUCCCCUUGACUGUGAGUGGGCACCAGUCCCAUGCUUAUGAUGAUCUGCUGCGCAAAAACCAACAGCUGAACAUGCAAGUGGCCUGCCUGAACCAGGAGCUGGCCCAGCUGAAAAGGCUGGAGGAGACAGUGGCCCUUCUCCAUGAAAGUCAGAGAUCCCUGGUGGUAACUAAUGAGUAUCUGCUGCAGCAGCUGAAUAAAGAGCAAAAAGUUUAUUCUGGGAAAGCACUCCUGCCUCCUGAGAAGAAUCAUCAUUUGGGGAGAUCAUCACCCUUUGGGAAAAGCACACUGUCUUCCUCAUCACCAGCGGCACAUGACACCAGUCAGUAUCUAAUUCAGAAUGUCUCAGAUGCUGUCCCAGAGCCUAGUUUAUGGAGCUAGCAUUGAACACCUUCACCACAGCUUCCCUCCCAUUGAUGGAGGGUUCUCAGGACCACUGCCACCAGCACGGUGGUGUUUACCCACAAAGAUGAAGAAAAAAACGUACUCUGGUUACACUGUGUUGCUUUUCCUUUUUAUUUCUCCUUUUAUCUCCUCCCAUCAAGUCGUUCUUUCCUUCUGCCCACAGAAACAGUUGGAAGUUGGUUCUAGGCAUUGUACCACAUAAAAACAUUUGGCUGAAAAUCUUGAAAAUGGAAAAACACUAGACAUUUUUCCUCAGAGUCAGGUGAAACUGUGUGGUAGAAAGUUAAGAAAGAACAUCUGAGGUCAGGUGUCUUUCGUGUUAGAAGAAUAAUGUUAGGGAAACCACAUUUAUUCAUCAAAGAUGUUCUGAGUUUCCUCACACCAUAGUGAAAAGGUGACAAGGUCUGGUAUCUGCCCUGGAGCAGCCAACAAUUUAGAGAAAAAAGCAAAAAUUCACAUGAUGGAGCUCAAAGCUUAGAAUUGGUACCAAACAGGCCUAAACAAAAUCCUAAAGAUGCCCCAAAGAGGGAGAGAGGGUGAGUAAUUUCCUGCUUUGGGGAACUGGAGAUAGCUUCAAUGGGGACUUGAGUGGAGGCUUGCAGAAUGAGUU
This is a messenger RNA of Choloepus didactylus (southern two-toed sloth), 2884 nucleotides long. RefSeq names its product leucine rich repeat containing 36 (gene LRRC36). The coding region runs from base 1 to 2250 and encodes 749 amino acids. The record is from RefSeq and is a predicted model, not a curated record. Gene Ontology annotation, molecular function: protein binding. Lineage: Eukaryota; Metazoa; Chordata; Mammalia; Pilosa; Megalonychidae. The transcript has 14 exons.